This is a messenger RNA of Pan troglodytes (chimpanzee), 3451 nucleotides long. Its product is annotated as speedy protein E5. NCBI's taxonomy places the organism in Eukaryota, Metazoa, Chordata, Mammalia, Primates, Hominidae. The coding region runs from base 791 to 1921 and encodes 376 amino acids. The record is from RefSeq and is a predicted model, not a curated record. Gene Ontology annotation, biological process: positive regulation of cyclin-dependent protein serine/threonine kinase activity. Gene Ontology annotation, molecular function: protein kinase binding. The transcript has 8 exons.
UCCAUGGAUUCCCUGAAAUUGGGGACACCAUUGGAAAUAUGUGUGAGCUCAGGGGCAGUUUCCUAUGAUUUUUAGGCCUCAAAAUGUCUCUUGGACUCAAAAUUGCCUUAGGGCAGAGGACGUGUGUACCCCCAGUACAGAAUCUCGGACAGUGAAUGUGAGUAAACAUUCGGCAGAAAAGCUCUGCCAAACUGAGUGCUCUCAUGUGACUUUUUCAUCAAGUCAGUAUUCCUGGGAUCUCUUGUACAUGAUAAUCUCACUCUUGUACAUGAUAAUCUCACUCUUGUACAUGAUAAUCUCACUCUUAGAAGGUUUCAUCGUUUCUGCUUACCCUAGUUUUCUUUCCCACUCUGUUCCCUCUCCCACCAGACUGGACUCUGAAAUGGGCAUGUACAGAGACGAAGAGACCCCAACAUGCUUCAGGCUUUGAGUGGAGAGGAGAAAGCCUCUGCUGGGACAGGGAACAGAGGGAUGUGGAGUCCCUGAAGAUGCUUUUGGACAAUGGUCUGAGGUUGGGACAGUGGCAGGAGAUACCAUUCACCCAGGAUCUCCAGGACAAGAGAUCAGAAUGGCAGUUACAAGUGUUUUUUUUCAAACUGGUUGCCAGGUUGGCAUGAGCCAUGACAUCAGAGAUUCCGACCUUCCUGAUUGGAGGGACCGGACUCCGUGGUGCCUGGAGAUCAGUUGGACAACAGUAUCUUCUCAGAGCUGUUCUCCACUCCUGACUUCUCCUAGGCUUGAGAAUUGAUAACAUACUCUUCUGGAUCCGAGCAGUGUCCAGAAGAAGGCCAUGGACAGAACGGAGACUAGGUUCCGUAAGAGGGGACAGAUUACGGCAAAGAUCAUGACCAGCCAUCAACCGCACCCCCAGAAUGAGCAGAGUCCCCAGCAGAGCACCUCGGGGUACCCCCUCCAGGAGGUGGUGGAUGAUGAAGCAUUGGGACCAUCAGCCCCUGGGGUAGAUCCCAGCCCCCCAUGUAGGUCCCUUGGCUGGAAAAGGAAGAGGGAGUGGUCAGAUGAAUCUGCGGAGGAGCCGGAGAAGGAGCUCGCCCCUGAGCCUGAGGAGACCGGGGUAGUGGAGACGAUGUGUGGGCUCACGAUGAAGCUGAAGCAACAGCGAGUGUCACCCAUCCUCCCUGAGCACCACAAGGACUUCAACAGUCAGCUUGCCCCUGGGGUAGAUCCCAGCCCCCCGCAUAGGUCCUUUUGCUGGAAAAGGAAGAUGGAGUGGUGGGACGAAUCUGAGGAGUCGGAGGAGGAGCUACGGAAGGUGCUCGCCCCUGAGCCUGAGGAGAUCUGGGUGGCGGAGAUGCUGUGUGGCCUCAAGAUGAAGCUGAAGAGACGGCGAGUGUCGCUUGUGCUCCCUGAGCACCACGAGGCCUUCAACAGGCUGCUUGAGGAUCCUGUCAUUAAAAGAUUCCUGGCCUGGGACAAAGAUCUGAGGGUGUCGGACAAGUAUCUCCUGGCUAUGGUCAUAGCGUAUUUCAGCCGGGCCGGCUUCCCCUCCUGGCUAUACCAACGCAUUCAUUUCUUCCUGGCUCUCUACCUGGCCAAUGACAUGGAGGAGGACGACGAGGACUCCAAAGAAAACAUCUUCCACUUCCUGUAUGGGAAGACCCGCUCUCGCAUACCCUUGCUCCGUAAGCGUCGGUUCCAGUUAGGCCGUUCCAUGAACCCGAGGGCCAGGAAGAACCGCUCUCGCAUACCCUUGCUCCGUAAGCGUCGGUUCCAGUUACGCCGUUGCAUGAACCCGAGGGCCAGGAAGAACCGCUCUCAGAUAGUCCUGUUCCAGAAACGUCGGUUCCACUUCUUCUGUUCCAUGAGCGGCAGGGCUUGGGUUUCCCCGGAGGAGUUGGAGGAGAUCCAGGCUUAUGACCCAGAGCACUGGGUGUGGGCGCGAGAUCGCGCUCGCCUUUCCUAGAGCUCCAGGGACCGUGGAGGCCUGAGGUCAUCGGCCUGAGAGAAGAACACCGGACCCAGGGGAGAUGUGGAUUUUCAGCAGGAACUUUAUUCCAAUGCUAAUGGCAGACACCAGGAAGGAGGAGAGGAACCAUUUGUGCACAUCAUCUAGAAGAACCUGGACCAUUCUUGAUGGAGCUCAAUACAGUCAUCACGUUGUCCUCCUAGGAGCAGGGGUGGGGGGAGGGGGGUGGGGUCCUUCUAGGAGUCCUUGGAGAAAAGUAAGAAACCAGGAGUGUUUCCAGUUCCACCCUUUCCUGCGGCACCACCACCCUUUUUAUAUUGCUGAAUUCCAACCUCCCUGGGGCGGAACCUGGAGGUCCUAUUUCUUACGGACUUGGUUGCCACAGUCCAGGAGCAUUUGAAGGCACAAUGCAGGGGCUCAGAUUGGCACAGAAUUCUUUUGUGAAAUAUCAGUGCCACAGAUUGUAACAGAUAGCUUCAUGCACACUCUGCAUUUUAUUGGUUUGUUUGGGAAAUGUUGGCCAUUGAAUUAUUCAUAGAUUUAUUUCAAAUAGUUUGGAAAUUGUUGUACUUUUGAAAACAUGCUGUUCCUGUAGUUUUUUGAUGAGAGUUAUAGUUGUUAUAUAUACAUAAAGAUAAUUUUCUUUUCAUUUUUAAGAGACAAUUCUUUUUAUCCUAAAUAUUUUAUUAUCUUUAAAUUUGUUUCUGUAUUAUUAUAUGUGAUCCUGAAGUGAGCACUCUUUUUAUCUGUGAUACUUCCAUAAUAAUCUCUUCUAUUUAUAGCUAUUGGUAGCUCCCCACCAGAAAAAAACAUAAUUCUGGUGAUAGAAAUUUUUAUUUGCUGUUUAGGUUUGUGACUGAAUUGUGAGAAUUCAGUUGUGAUUUUUAACAUGUCUCAGAUAUAUAUACUAACACGUCUAAUAUAUACUAUCUAUUUUAUUGGUUUAUUUUGAAAAACAUGGAUAUAGAAUUAUUUAAAUAUUAUUUUAUUUAUUGAAAUAUUUAUUAAAUAUAUUUAUUUAUUUAAAUAUUAUUACUUUCAAUAUUAUUUUAAAUAUUUUGGAAAUACUGGUAUUUUUGAAUAGAUGCUGUUUCUAUAACGCUGUGUGAUGGGUGUUAUAACUGUUGUAUACAUAUACAUAUAAUUUUGUUUUCCUUUUUAAGAGAGGAUUCUUUCCAUCCUAAAUCUUUUACCUUUCAAUCUUUGUAUCUAUUAUUACACGUGCUGCUGAAGGGAGCAUGGUUUUUAUCUAUGAUACUUAGUUAACAUAUAUAUUACAUUUAUAGCUAUGUAGUAGUUCCCCUAAAUUCUUGUAAAAAUAAAUUUUUAUUUGAUAUUUCAUAUAUGUUUGAAAUGUGAGAAUUCAGAUGUAAUUUUUUACCUUGUUUUGGCAUGUUUGUAUGUUACUUUAAAGAGGAUGUGUGUUCUAAAGGAGGACACGAGCUGUGUGUUUUCAAGAGAACAAUAGAGUGCGUCUCUUGGGGAAACAUAAUAAAAAUGAACUUUUCUCACCUUCACAGCAAUUGU